Messenger RNA from Phasianus colchicus (ring-necked pheasant), 1201 nucleotides. Lineage: Eukaryota; Metazoa; Chordata; Aves; Galliformes; Phasianidae. The record is from RefSeq and is a predicted model, not a curated record.
UUACCCUGCUGUCAGAUCCUUCACACUUCAAGUCCCACUCUGGUCUCUUGCUUUCAGAACUAGGUAUUCAAGUCAGUGCAGAAGGGGCUGAGCGCACAGUGCCAUUCCGGGUUGGGACCAGGAGGCAGGCUGAAGAAUUUGGCAUUUUGGAGCCUGGGGCCACAAGAUAAGAUAAGAUUACAGAGGUACAGGCCCAUGCCAGAGAGCAGAGUAUCAUGAUCUGAGCCAGGGGAACAAGAAUUUGCACUCUGCCUUUGUUUUGAGCACUGAUGGGUCACUGAGUGCCGACACGGGCUGAUUGCUGAUAUUGUCCACUGUCCCUCCUUGAAGAUGCUCAGAAGUCACCUGGACACGGAGUUGGGCAAUGGGCUCUUGGUGACUCUGCUUGGGUAGCAGAGUUUGCACCAGAUGAUCUACAGAGAUAUCUGCCAAUAACAACUCUUCUCUGAUUCUGCUGCUCUGAUAUGACCUACAAGGGAAGGAAAUAUGCCCUUCCAAUGAGUCUCUUCUGUGCAUGCUUCUCCUUCCCUUCCCCACAGGCAUUCCUUCCAUUGCUGAAGAAGGCAGCCCAGGGGAGCCCAGGCUCAGGGAUGAGCUGCAGCAAGGCAGCCAUUGUCAACAUUUCCAGCAUCGGGGGUUCAAUCAAAGAAGUGUAUUUAUGGGAAGCCAUACAAGCUGUCUGUUAUCGCUGCAGCAAGGCUGCUCAGAACAUGCUCACCAGGUGCCAGUCCAUGGGGUACCGAGAACACGGCAUCCUCUGCAUUGCUUUCCAUCCCGGAUGGGUGCAAACAGACAUGGGGAAUGCGGCUGGAGCCACGCCCCCGCUGACAGUGGAUGACAGCGUAGGAGGGAUGCUGAAGGUGCUCUCCAAGCUCUCUGAGAAGGACAGCGGGACCUUCCUGGACUGGGAAGGGAACGUUGUGGCCUGGUGAGGUGCUGGCCUGACCUCGUGCCUGGAUCCUGGCAGUGGCCCCUCUGCUGCUGCCCGACCUCUGCUACAUCCUCAAUAAACCCAUGUCUGAAAACAGCAAUGCUCUUGGCUUCAUCUCUAUCCACAACAGGCUCUAUCGCUCCAUGCUUGCAGCCCAUGUAGGGCAGCCUCUUCCCACGGGUGUUCUACUCCUCAUCUUCGUGCAUCAGCAUCCUCUGCUCCCAACCACAGUCACUUUCUGGAGUCCCAAUAAGAGUCAGCUAUCACUGC